Molecule: messenger RNA, 3983 nt
Organism: Culex pipiens pallens (northern house mosquito)
Lineage: Eukaryota; Metazoa; Arthropoda; Insecta; Diptera; Culicidae
Product: transcription factor Dp-1-like
Exons: 8
Coding region: 717-2327 (536 amino acids)
Biological process (GO): regulation of transcription by RNA polymerase II; regulation of cell cycle
Cellular component (GO): nucleus; transcription regulator complex
Molecular function (GO): DNA-binding transcription factor activity, RNA polymerase II-specific; RNA polymerase II transcription regulatory region sequence-specific DNA binding
Source: RefSeq, a predicted model, not a curated record
UCGCAGCAGCAGCGCCAGUUCGAAAAACCUUCGUGGAACCGUUCCGCCGCGACGUUUUUUUUUCCUUCCCUCGGUUGAGGGAGUGUGUUGUGCGCGCAGGAGGAACGGGCGGCGGCGGCGGGGGAGUUGCCAUCGCACACAGCCAGGCCUCUUUGCUUCAGACCGCGAGAAAAAGACCCGCCGAAGCAGCAGCAAAGUUGUGUGUGCGAGCUUCUGUGGCAUCGUUUGACGGACAUUUUUGCAUUGAGAGUGCGGAUUUUGGGGCGGAUUUGCUCCGGUCAGGGUGGACCGAUUUGCAGUUGGGCGGUGCCCGGUGAAAGCGGUGAAUUUUGCGAAUUUUGUGCGCUUGGAAGGGUGAAAAUCGGUCGCGGGACGGCGCCGGAAAAGUGCCACGAAAAAACGGUCCAACGCGGAGUGCGCGAGUUUGCGGAUCGCCAUUUUGAACAUCUUUUCGGUUUCCGAGUGCGGUUCUUGGUCGGCGGGUUUGGCCGGCAUUUGGGGGGAAAUUCCUGCGGUUAAACGGUCCCCACGGUGGACGGUGUUCCGGUCAAGUGUUUGCCCUCGUUUAGAGUUCGCUAGCCUCGGGGAAGUGUUUCCGGUCCGGGUCUAAAUUUUCCCCGGUCGUGACGGCGCGCGGGUGGCCAACUCGAGAAAGAAGAAAAAUCUCGCGCGACGACGAGUGUGUCCGCCCCGUCUCUCGGAGGGAAGGACCAAGAAUGGCCCACCACCAGAACAAACCGGUCAGCAUCGUGAUACAGGAUCCGAAUGGUCAGCAGCAAAUUCUACAGGUAAUGCAAACGGCGUCGACCACCGGCCGGCCGUUGACUUCGGCCAGCGUCAAAACGAUCGUGAAGGAAGUGACCGGCCAGGAAACGAGUGCAAUUAUAGCAGGACAGAAUUUUGCCACCCCUGUGAUGCAGAAGCUCGCGCCCGGACAGAAAAUUAUCACAAUGAAUAAUCCCAAGCUGCAGAUAUUGAACUCGCCCGCAGCCAAGAGUGCCAGUGGGAAACCCCUGGUCCGAAUCUCGCCCUCACAGUUGAGCCAGUUUAAGCUGGUGUCCAACACCGGCGGCCACUUCACGGGCUCCACGAUUUCCGGCCGAAAUCUAACCGCCAUGCUGGCACCGUCCACAUCGGUGUCCCCGUCAACGUCCACGUCGAGCCUUCAAAUGGCCGGCAUGGCGACAUCAUCACCGGCCUCGACGUCCUCUUCAACGUCCUCGCCGGCGACCUUCGUCAGCAACAGCACAAACAUGAUGACCUCCGCCCCCAGUCCGACGAUUGUCAUGCCCCAACUCCCGCCACCUGCCUCUCCCGCCGCAGCCCACCACGUAAAAGGAUCUCAUCAUCAUCAGCAGCAACAGCAACACCAGCAGCAUCAUAGUAGUAAUCAUCAGCACCAGCCACAGUACAAUUACGGCAAAAAGGCCGCGGCCAGUGGCCAAAUUCACACGCCUGCCUCCCGCCGAAGGAAAACGGACAAAAUCGGCCGCGGGCUGAGGCACUUUUCGAUGAAGGUGUGCGAAAAGGUGAAGGAAAAGGGCACCACCACGUACAACGAAGUCGCGGACGAGCUGGUCGCGGAGGAAACCCAGAGCCACGCCGGUGCCGAUCCGGCCUCGUACGACCAGAAGAACAUCCGCCGGCGGGUGUACGACGCGCUCAACGUCCUGAUGGCGAUGAACAUCAUCUCGAAGGAGAAGAAGGAAAUCCGCUGGCACGGACUGCCCACGAGCAGCGUCGAGGAGUGCGACGACCUGGAGAAGGAGAACGAACGGGCCCGCGAACGGAUCGAAACGAAGCAGCAGCAGCUGCGCGAACUCAUCCUGCAGCACGUGGCGUUCAAGUCGCUGGUCGCGCGCAACCAGGAAAACGAGGACCGGGGCCUGGUGCCCAACUCCAACUCCGCCAUCCAGUUGCCAUUCAUCAUCGUCAACACGGAGAAGAAAACUCACAUCAACUGCAGCAUCUCGAACGACAAAUCGGAAUUCUCGUUCAAGUUCGACAACACGUUCGAAAUCCACGACGAUCUGGAAGUGCUCAAGCGGAUGGGGCUGCUGCUUGGUUUGGACAAGGGAGAGUGCACCAUCGAAGAUAGAAACAAGAUCAAAUCGAUGGUGCCCAAAUCGCUGGAAAAGUACAUUGAUGCAUACGGUCUCGGCGUGGAGAACGAAUCCGAGGACUGGGAGAUGGCGUCGUCGUUCAACGGGGGCCAGGACUACGACGACAGCGUGCAGGACAGCACGGAUCUGGUGUCCAGCUACCAGGACAACAUUAGCGAGCUCAACGACGAUGACCUGAUCUCCGAGGACGGCCAGGACGGUUAGAGCGGCAUGUCGCAAUCUGCAAUCGUGCGUGUGUGGUAAAAGGAUUUCGUUCGUACUUCUUUUAUUGGCCUUAGGUUGACGUCGUUGUGGGAUGGGAGAGUUGCACGCGCACGCACGCACGCACGAAAAGUUUGCUGGAAGUCGGAAGUAAGGUAGGUUUAAGCAACACAAAUUGAGAACUCUACGGCCGCAACGAGCUGUAGAGGUUGAAUUUUCAGUUUCAAUUACAAAACAAGAAGAAGGAAACCACAAAUGUUACUCUUAAGCAAAGAUCAUUAAAUGUUGCACGUGAAGUGCAACUCAAUACACUGAAAAAAAGAAAAGAAAAACACACAAAAACAAAUUCGUUAUGAAUAUCGUUAUAAGAGGAAUGCGAAACGUAGUAAAUGUGCAAAGUGCAAAACAAAUGGAAACAAUUUUCUCUAAUUGGUUCAUCUUGAACCUGCGCUUAACCGUGUCGAUUGGCCUGAAAGGAUCCGUAGCUGAUAACGAAAAUGCACCCAAAAGUACAGAAGUUACUUUUUACAACCGAAAAGCCGCAAAACAGAGAAAAGUCCAUCAACAAGAAGUUACUCACACAAAACAAAACCAUUUUUAUAUCAAACUUAACAAACAACACACUAAAUGUUAGAAAAAAAAAGAAAAGAUAACUGCAUCGAACACAUCCCAAUUUUUUAAGAGCAAACAUCUCAGGCUUAAGUUUCUGUCAACAAUCAAUCAAAAGUAGAGAGUUUUUUCGCAUUCGUCGCGCCCAUUAACCAUAUUUCAACACACACACACAACCUAAUACAAAACCCCAACAAUAGCCGUAGGAAGACAACAAAACAAGAAAAAAAUAACUAUUAAAAAUACCACAUCGUACGUGUCAUAUCGUGUUUAUUUCUUUUGCAGUGUAGAGAAAAGCGCUUUUCAAACCCAUAUAUUUUUUUAAUUUUCACCACUGAAUGUUUCUGUUGAAAAAAAAAUAUUGAACGCUACAAACAUUAAGAAUACUAAUAAAAAGACAAAUUGUUUUCCUGCUUCUCGUCAAAUGAGAUGAGAGGGGGAAACACCAUUGGCAAUAUUCUACCAACAAAACAAAAAAGAACGAAAUUGUACAUAUUCAUUGGGCUUAGAAUUGUAGCAGCAGAAAUUGGAACCCUUUAAAAAAACGAAACAGAAAAUAUGAGUGAAAAAUGCUUGCUGCAGUUGAGAAAAAAAAAGAAAAUGAGAAAUUACAAAACAAACAAGCAAACCCUUACACUGAGUAACUCAGACUAAUGUAGUUUUACUCGCACAUUAAUAGAAACAGAGAAAAAAAAAACAAACUUUUAUUUUCACCUUAACAAACAAAAAUAUAAUUUUUCUUUAAAAACCCCUGCAUCAAUAGAAAUCUAUAUAUUUAUUUAUAAGUGCGUUUUUGUUCUCGUUUUUUAAGUUUCUUUUAUUGUCAUGUUUUUUUAGUCUUUAUGUAUAUCGCUCGGUAGCGACGAAACAACAACCCCUAAUGAAAUGAAGUAAAACAGCAGGUUGACGACGGAAGAGAAACAGAAGCAGAAAUAAUAAAUAUUAUUUUUAUCGCAUAAGCAAAAUCUUUAUUCUUAGUUAUUAUUUUUUUCUUAGAAAUGUAAUUCUAAUACCGUAAACAUUUAUGAUGAAAUUCGACAUUAAAUGCAU